UUGGAUGUCAAUUUGGUACAUCAUCACUACCUACCAGAGAAAGGGACCUACCUACACAGUAUAAUUGCUUUUACAACUGGGCCUAGUGUAUAGUGAGGAGAGACAUUCACUGAGUGAAGGAUGGAUUACGUAGAGGCCUUCAAUCAGAAAUUGAUGGUACUGGCCCACGUCACCAUUGUUGGAGAUGAAGCUACCGAUGAUUUUCAGAUGUUAUCAUCUGCCUUGGACUGUCAGAUAGCAGAUGAACUCCUGACUUCACUGGGAAGAUUGCAGAAAUACGCCUCUAAUGACAAUGGCUUCAAUAGGCAAAUGGCAGCAAGGGGUCUACUGGACUCGUUGCGGACAAUCUGUGACCCGGAGGACCGUGACAUGGGGUUGGAGGUCAUGCUUCGGCUAUCGGAGGACCAGGAGCCUAUGGUCCGAGCCGAGCUGAUGGAACAAAUACCCCACAUAGCCAUGUUAUGUCAGGAGAAUCGCAACUUCUUCCCCAACACUGUGCAGGAUUACAUCCUACCUACCGUGGUGCGCUACCUCACCGACUCCAAUAAUCAGGUGCGCAAGACCAGCCAGGCAGCUCUACUGGUUCUCCUAGAACAAGAUCUCCUAGAUAAGAGAGACAUUGAAGAGCAAGUCUGCCCCAUCCUCAUCCAAUUAUCUGGACAAGGAAGCUCGGAAGAUUACCGAAAUGAAGCUGUUGCUCUGAUGAGUAAAGUUGCCCCAUUGGUUGGACGAGACAUUACAUUAAAACUUGUGCUUCCACAGUUCUCGGAGCUGUGUUCGGACAGUAUGUUCCAUAUACGCAAGGUUUGUGCUGCUAACUUUGGGGAUAUAUGUAAUGUGGUUGGAGAAGAGCCGACAGAAAAAUUAUUGCUACCUAAAUUUGAAGACCUAUGUGAGGAUAGUGUUUGGGGAGUACGUAAAGCAUGCGCGGAGUGCUUCAUGGCGGUAUCGUGGGCAGUGUCGAGGACUGUACGCAAGGAUAACCUCUCACCUCUCUUUGUCAAACUCUUAUGUGAUCCAUCAAGAUGGGUACGAAUGGCUGCUUUCCAAACUUUAGGCCCUUUCAUCUCAACCUUUGCUGAUCCAGCCGUCUCAGGUGUUCAAGUCGUUUACAAUCCCGACGGAUCGGUUCAAAUCGCGAGUGUAGUCGAUAACAAUGAUUCAGAAUCUGACGAAAUCCCUUCCUUAGUUUUCUCGGAAUCGUCAAAUCAGUCUUCCUCAACAACAGAGCAAUCCGGAGCCGAACAAAGAACUCAUUAUACGAGCGAAACCGUCGCUAUGGAGGUUGAUGAAACCCUCGGAGCCUCGGGAACGAUCAUUCUCGGCCAAGGAGCAGGCCCUCUAGAGGCCGAUUCAAACCAGGCAUCGCAUGCCUCUAGUAACAUUCACCAGGGUAUCGGACAUGUAGAAUUCACAAUGGAUGCAAGGGCUGUUGAAUAUAAGCCUGAAAUCUCAUCAGAUUUUAACUCGUUCCUGUUCUGGCGGAACCCGAUCCCGGUGAUAGACGCUCGACCGAAAUGCACCGAGGACGAUGAGGAAUCGUCAUCAACGGAACGAUUCACAACGAUGGCUGAGCUUACCUUAGAGACCAACAAUCCACCCAAUGAGAAUAGCCAACAACAAGAAUCACCCGACUCGGGUAUCAAUAGUCCAGCGGGGGCUCCCGGAUCCCCUGCCGGUAGCGACGGCGAAGGUCCCUCAUCAGAUGGUGAACAGAGUAAAGAGAUUAAAGAUGACACACAGAAUGUCACGGAAGACAUCAGCGGGCAGAUGUCUGACGUACAUCUAGAGGAAGCAACAAAUCCCGAGCCGGAAGAAAUUGACAAUAAUGCAAAUGUAAACACGUCUAGUGAGAGUAAAGGGGAAUCCCCACCCCAGGGGGAAUCCCCUGCCCAAGGUGAAUCAUCAGGUGGUAUGGAGCUCCAUAAAGCUAAUCUGACAGAAGCCGAUCAGGUCUUAGAGACAGUGUCUAACAUCUGCAGCACGCAUGUGAUUGGUCAGCGUUUAAACGAGAAGACGUUGACGUUUGUCAAUGGGAUUGUGGAAGAGGAGGUUGUUCCUGAAUGGUCCGACUCGGAUCCGUCUGCGAAUACAUCCACCGAGGCGCGUACACCGGAACGUAUUCCAAGACAAAUGCAGGAUGUGAUUCCAGCUGAGUUACUAGAUCUCUACCUCUCCAUGACGGACUCGAGUCGAGCCCAAACUGUAGAUACUGAGAUAGCGAGGCACUGUGCUUUCAGUCUGCCUGGCGUGGCGUUAACAAUGGGACGUAAGAAUUGGAUGUGCCUCAAGGAAGUCUAUGAGAUACUGGCAUCAGACAUGCAGUGGAAGGUUCGUCGUACCCUGGCGUUCUCAAUCCAUGAGAUGGCCCUCAUCCUCGGUGAUGAGGUCACUACAGUCGACCUGGUACCCAUCUUCAAUGGGUUCCUUCGAGAUUUGGAUGAAGUACGCAUCGGAGUACUCAAACAUUUUGCCGACUUUGUUAAGUUAUUGAAGCCAGACCUUCGUAGACAGUAUCUGAGCAGAAUGACUGAUUUCUUGACAACGGAUAACACUCGCAACUGGAGGUUUCGUCUUGAACUUGCUGAACAACUGAUCUUACUGUGUGAUAUGUACGACCCCGGAGAUGUUUGUGAACAUCUGUUCCCGAUCGCGUUAUCGUUGGCUGGAGAUAGAGUUGCUGAUGUAAGAUUCACUGCUUAUAGAUUGCUUGGUGUGAUCAUGAAGAGGAUUAACAUGUCCGGUAAUCCUGUGUUGCGUCAAAAUUCCAUCGAUGGUAUCAUCAAUAAAUACGCCAAGAGUGAUCGCUGGUUUGGACGACAAACGUUUGCUCAUCUGUGUCAGAGCCUGAUAGACGUACAGUCGAUAGACAACGAGCAAUUCGCUCGUGAUUUAUUACCGAGUCUACUCCUCCUAGCAAACGACUCUGUACCUAAUGUCCGUAUCACGCUAGCAAGAUUAUUAACUCAAUAUGUACUGCCUAUAGAAUUUUACCAAACUAUGGCGAAUCCAUGCUAUGAGAAGAUGAUUGAAGUUCUGACCGAGUUGCAGAAAGAUUUAGACCAAGACGUGCGUUAUUUCAGUAGCUGUAGUCUUUCCAACAAUCUCCACAACAUACAAGUAGAACCACCAGUUUAAAGCUUCAGUGACCUGACACCAUAGCUAGACACCAACGCCUCCAUGAGUCGCUGUUGAUUUAUAAGUAAUUCUAACAAAGAGGGUAACUUGUUUCAGCUUAAUUUUUGUAAUCCAACCGUCCAGUUAUCACCAGGUUUUAGUAUCGGACGCUAUCAAUGUUACUGAAGGAUAUUUCAAAAGUGUGGAGGAAUUGUGUUCAUAAUUUUUUGUUCAUGGAAUUUCUUCCCAAACAAGACUAAAGGCCACUUUAUAGGCGGUCGCACGGUAGUUGCGCAAUGGAAAUCUUGACGCGUGAUCCUAAAAGUCAUCGCCAAGGCAUAUAAACUGUUUUUUUUUUAAUGAUCGACGCAUCAAGAUUUCCAUUGUGUGACCAUCGUGCGCCUGACUUUAACCCAUCACUCUUGCUAGGGGCAACAAGAAAAACAUCUACGAUUGAUGUAAAGUUGAACUUUCUGAAGUUGAGUGAUAUUCAUUCGGUAUUAUUACUGACUUUUACCUUCCGUCAAAGAACAAUAUUGUUAAAUUUGGUUUUACCCAUAUACACCGAUAUGUGUUAGCACUGUACAAGCAUUCUCAGUACUUUCCAGAGCUCUGUCAACAAAAUUACAGGCAUAUGAGUAAAGCCAAAAUUAAUAUUCUUUAUUCCUGAUGAAAACUUCCAUCUAUUAAACAAUAGUUGAUUUCGUCAUUUGUAAAAUUUUUGUCCAGGAACUUUUAAGAGAUUCUACAAAAAGCAAUACUUGGCCUGACAAUGACUUGCAGUAGGGAUUGGUGAUAACACACUGUUUGUGAGCAUGGGGCUAAUGACACCUUAAGGACAAAAAUUACCCACUCAAAAUAAACAAUAUCACAAUAUUAUCUGCAAUAUUUAUACUGUCUGUUAUUAUUUGAACUAAGCAGUCGGUUGAUGAUAUUUUCAGGCAAUCUCUGAACAUCGUGUUGAGUAUUUGGGCGGUAAACUGACACGAUCUCAACUCUUAAACCUCAUUUUCUCAUCAGGGAUUUAUUUAAUAUUAUUUUGUAGAGUUCAAAACAAAAUACGUCCCCACCUUUUGCAGCAUUUUGUUUGUUCCCAGUGUUUAUACAAAUUAAGUUUAAAUCGUCAUAUCUAUUAAGACUUCUUUGAUCAAAGUAAGAGAAAGUUAUAGAUGAGUAAACAAAAGAAAUAAGUUAUCGACGAGUACGAAAACUGAUCAAUGUUCACUGAUCGUGAUUUGUGUAAACAAUGCCAAAUCUUUCUGGGUCUGAAUUUGGCUAUACCGGGCAGGCAAUCUUCCUACUUUUAGUCCGAUUUCCGAUUCGUUUGCUCUUGGGAAAAAUCUUAAUAUUUUUGAUUUAGUAGCCUUAAAUUCUAUUAAAGACUACACCGUGUGAAGAGGUAGGUCUACCCUUGAACUCAAUAAAAUGUUCCUCCCUUUUUUUCUCCCAAGGUUCAAAUAUCAUGCCUGCCAUACAUUUGAACAACGUUGAGAACUUCCUUAUUUAGUUUGAUUUCCGAUUUUGUUUGCCCAUGGAAAAGUGUUUUGAUUAAAUACAGUGGACACUAUUGGUAAUUGUUAAAGACCAGUCUUUUUACUUGGUGUAUCGGAACAUAUGCAUGA
Messenger RNA from Asterias rubens (European starfish), 4739 nucleotides. RefSeq names its product serine/threonine-protein phosphatase 4 regulatory subunit 1-like. Gene Ontology annotation, molecular function: protein phosphatase regulator activity; protein binding. Bases 121 to 3138 code for a protein of 1005 amino acids. Lineage: Eukaryota; Metazoa; Echinodermata; Asteroidea; Forcipulatida; Asteriidae. The transcript has 17 exons. Gene Ontology annotation, biological process: protein dephosphorylation. The record is from RefSeq and is a predicted model, not a curated record.